Corticium candelabrum is the source of this 819-nucleotide messenger RNA. RefSeq lists its product as uncharacterized. The record is from RefSeq and is a predicted model, not a curated record. The transcript has 2 exons. The coding region runs from base 1 to 819 and encodes 272 amino acids. Gene Ontology annotation, molecular function: nucleic acid binding. NCBI's taxonomy places the organism in Eukaryota, Metazoa, Porifera, Homoscleromorpha, Homosclerophorida, Plakinidae.
AUGUCACACAUGGGAAUUGGAGGAUGUAUCCGGAGAGCCAAAGAUUGUGCGUUCUGGCCGGGCAUGAACUCCGCCAUCAAGAAUUACGUCAGCAAAUGUGACAUCUGUAGACGGGAUGACCAGGCACAACCAAAGGAAACUCUGAAGUCACAUGACAUAACAGAUGGGCUAUGGAAAACAGUUGGGGCUGAUCUGUUUGCUUUUCAGGGCAGAGACUACCUCAUAUUGAACGACUAUCAUAGUGGGUUCAUCAAAGUAGAACCAAUGACCGAGACAACAUCAAAGGCAGCAAUUUGCAAGUUUGUGAGCAAGGAGGCGUGUCAAAUCAGUAACGAAUGGGAAUUUGAACAUAGGACCUCAAGUACCUAUUACCCACAAAGUAAUAGUAAAGCGGAGAGUGCUGUGAAAGUGGUGAAGCACCUAAUGACUAAAGUCUUGGCAGACGGUCGAGAUCAUUGGCUCUCUCUGUUGGAAUUGCGUAAUACGCCCACAGUAGGAAUGAGCUCUAGCCCUGCUCAGAGAUUGCUCAGCAGAAGAACAAAAGCAUUGUUACCUAUAAAAGAUGAGAUGCUAAGACCUGAACUUGUGACAGAAGCGUCAGAGCAAUCGCAAAAGAAACAAGAAAGACUGGCCAAAUAUUACGACAGAGGAGCAAUAGAUUUGCCGGAACUAUAUCCCGGAGACGUCGUAUGCAUGCAGCCUAUAGCAAGAAGACAACAGAGUGGAAAAAGGCAACAGUUCUACAUCAGGUUGGACCAAGGUCAUAUAGUGUGCGAACAAAAGAAGAAGGAAUGUUCCGUCAAAAUAGGAGACAACUAA